AUGAAAUCGGGGGAACUUUAUUUGAAGCGAGAGGAGCCAUCUAAGCCUCGAAACAAAAGGGAGUAUAGCAAAGGUGGUUGUCGUGAAUGUAAACGAAGGAAGAUAAAAUGCUCGGAGGAAAAACCUCAGUGCUGGCAAUGUAAGAGAUUAGACAAGGAAUGCUCAUACCCAGAAGUUGGUGAACGAGUUCCUCGUGUAUCAAAGAAGCUACUAGAAAUUCAACCCAUCGUUACUGAGAUCAAGGAACAAAAGCCGUUCACUAUUCAGCAAUACUCACCUAAAAGUAAUGGGAAGAAGAUAAAAAAGCACCGAAAUUCAUCUUCGAGCAGUAAGCAUAGUUCCACAUCUUCAUCUCCUGUGUUAAAUGAAAAUAAGUCUGAUUCAUCUGCUGCAUCUACACAUGUGUCUGAACUGAGUCACCCGUCAACGUUAAAAAACAAGAAUUCUAUAAGCUUCCCACCAAGGUAUACCCCCUCGUCAAUUGUAAACUUGCUCAACGACUCAAAUGUUCCCAUUGCGCCGGAUAAUGGAUCAUUAGCGAAGCAGAGAAUUUCCACCGCACCAUCACCCAUAAAUCCACAUCGCCCUGUUAUUCCACCGAUAUCUGCACAGGGUUUCCAAUCACCACAGGUACCCAUAUACCAAUCACAGAAUUCACCCGACUUGAGUCAAGUUCCCAGGCCACUAGGGACCAAUGGACUUUUGAUGAAUAGUGAUUAUCAGUUUUAUAAUAGGGAUGACUUGAACGUUUUAGCUUCAGACUUGAACAAUCUCGUUAAUAACAUAAUGUUCGAGUCAACUGACAGUAAGCUGCAUGAAAUGUACAAUUUUGAUCCAAGUUUCAGCAGUGCUAUAGAUAGGAAUGAGCCGACUUUCAAUGGCUCGCAUCUGCCUGAAAAGGUACCUCCUAGAGAGAUAGUACUUCGAGAUAUUCCAUUUGACUUUAUUCCUGUUUCAAACGAACGUGAGAAAUUGUAUCUCAAGGAAUUCUAUGACGAUUUUUCAAAUAUAAUACUUCCAUUUGCCUCAUAUGAUGAAAAUUUGAAAACGUAUUUCAAUCCGGCAAGAGAUAUUUUAUUGCAAUGCGCUUCAAAUGAAUCAUUUUUAUUAGCAGCAAUUUUGGCUCAAGGUGCUAAAAUUGUAUCGCAUAAAAGGAACUUGCCGCAAGACGAAGAGGCUUAUGUUACAUAUUUAUCAAAAUGUUUAAAACUCUUGGGUCCUGCAAUCAGUACUGAUUUUGGGAAGAUGGAAAAGGCAAAGUUGACGUCUAAUAUAGAGGCCGUUCUACUUACCGUGUUAUUGCUAACCACAGCUAAUGCGGCAAAUAUAAAGCAAGACUGGAGACCUCACUUGAGAGGUGCAAAAGAUCUAUUAUUGAGAAAUACCUCUUCCAAAAAGCAGAAUUCUAAGAUUCUAAUUUUUUGUAAAUUUUGGUUUGUUACGUUUGAGGUUUUGGCAAGUAUAAGUUCGAAAUUGGGCGGGACGUUAAAGUCGGAGGCUGAGAUAGACUUAUUGGUAAAUCCCGGUACAGAGUAUGAAGUUGAGGUAUUGAAAGAAUUAGGAAUUGUAAAGAGUAAUGGCUUCAAUAUUUUAGGUGGAUACCAUCACUCAAGUAUUGCUGCAAUAAGAGAUUUAAUUAAGAUAUUGAAUAAGUUGAAUUCAAAUGACAUGAUUUAUGAACCGGAGAAUUGUUUCGAAUGUCUAAGCACUCUUUCAGAAUUUUACAAACAAUCUCAAAUUGAAUUUAUAAAUCGAAAAUGCUUAUUGACUCCUCAAGAUUUUCCUGAUAAUAAGGUUCCAAGUGGCUCAUUACUUGACAGGGUUAAAAUAAAAGAUGAAAAUUAUAUAAUAAGUUGGAUGGACUGCUCCCACCAAGCUUAUACAAUAGCAUCGAUUUUGACAAUUCUUGUAAAAUGCCUUCAGGUACCAUAUACCUCUUCGCAAGUACAAUGUUUGACUAAAACUUUGACACAUUUGAUUUCCUUUUUAAAGGAUUCCACUGAAGCUCCACAGCAAAUAUUCAACUGCUCAAUGAUGAUGUUGCAAUGGCCCAUGUUUAUCGCAGCGUUAAACUGUAUCCAGGAAGAGGAUAAGCUGUUAUUUUUAACAUUUUUUAAAAUUUCUUCCCAAAUUGGAUCAGCUAGUGCUUCUUUUUCGUUGAAGAGAGUAAUAAAAGUUUGGGAACACCAUAAAAAUGGGGAUACCAUUCCAGAUGACGAUGAUAAUAUCGAUAUUGUUGCCUACUAG
Messenger RNA from Priceomyces carsonii, 2247 nucleotides. Its product is annotated as Zn(II)2Cys6 transcription factor. The record is from RefSeq and is a predicted model, not a curated record. Gene Ontology annotation, molecular function: DNA-binding transcription factor activity, RNA polymerase II-specific; zinc ion binding; transcription cis-regulatory region binding. Gene Ontology annotation, biological process: positive regulation of transcription by RNA polymerase II. The coding region runs from base 1 to 2247 and encodes 748 amino acids. The transcript has a single exon. Gene Ontology annotation, cellular component: nucleus. NCBI's taxonomy places the organism in Eukaryota, Fungi, Ascomycota, Pichiomycetes, Serinales, Debaryomycetaceae.